This is a messenger RNA of Sphaerulina musiva SO2202, 766 nucleotides long. RefSeq lists its product as uncharacterized. Bases 24 to 296 code for a protein of 90 amino acids. NCBI's taxonomy places the organism in Eukaryota, Fungi, Ascomycota, Dothideomycetes, Mycosphaerellales, Mycosphaerellaceae. The record is from RefSeq and is a predicted model, not a curated record. The transcript has 2 exons.
CAGUGCUGCUGCCGAUCACCGCCAUGUUCUUGAGUCACCGCCAUGCUCUCCAUGUUAUCGUACCUGCAGUGCUGCUGCCGAUCACCGCCAUGUUCUUGAGUCCCCGCCAUGCUCUCCAUGUUAUCGUCGAACCGACAUCCGCACACGUCGACGCCGACUGCUCUGCAAGAUGGCAACUUGCAGAGGUUUUGCGACCGAAUUCAACAACGCUGCGAAAAAAGCCAGUACAGCGAGACUGCCGCGAAAGCCGACCGCACACGAGGUUGCCGCCAGUGAUCCUAACCGCGUUGCACUGAAUUCGGCACCACCAAAAAAUCGACAAGAGAGGCCGAUCCGAGCGUUUUGCUUUUUUUGAAUUUCGCGCGAAAUUGACAGUGCGAAAACAGCCGCGAAAACGGCCAAGGCCGCGAGGCAGCCGACCAGCUGCCACCAGAAAGCCGAUAUAGCGAGAGAGAAAAGCCGGUCACCUGCCACCAGAAAGCCAAUCACCUGCCAUGAGAAAGCCGAUCACCUGCCAUAAGAUCACCCGCCAAAAGCCAGUCCACGAGACUGCCCCGAAAGCCGGCCGCUACCGCCUCGAGAAAGCCGAUCGCGAGAUCGCCCCGAAAACCGACGUACGAGGUUGAUCACCACACGAGGCACCACCAAAAUUCGGCGAGAUCAUGGCUUGGCAGGCGGCAGGUGGCAGGUGACAGGUGGUGGUCAUAGUGAUGGUUGUCAUGGUAGUCGUUGAUGGUUGAUGUUGACAAGCUGCACACACACAAAC